AUGUCAGUGCUGCUGCCGCCGCCGCCGCCAAAGGUGGACUACUCGAAAAAGCAGGCGACAAACAGUCGCAUCUACGGCGACGUGUUGCACUACAUCAAAAACGCGGAAUGUGCAAAUGAGAUGGUCGAGCAUAUGCUGGAAAAAGUUGAGGCUCGGCUGUCGUCGGUAUCCGCUGAAAUCCGCAGCGUCGCCCAUCAUUUAGUAGCUGCUGUCGAGGAACGUCGCGAUGCGCUGUUGCAGCAGGUGGAGACGGUUCGUGGUAGAAAGGGUCAGGUGCUGAAUGCGCAACGCGACAAGCUGCAUCAGUACCUUUCAAAGUUAAACGCUAUCCUGUCUAGUCUCGAGUUCUGGUCUCCCGACAGCCCCGAGUACGAAACGAAGGCACGCACCAUCCUCAAAGAGCAGUGCGGUAACAUCAACGGCUUGCAGCCGCUGCUUAGCCCGCAGGAGGACGACAAAGUCGUCUUCAUACCUCCCGAUGCUAACCUAUGCACGAUCCUUGCUAGCUUCGGCUUUAUCCUUUCCGGGGCGUACGCACCUAAUUCCGUCAUUGUUGGUGAAGUCAGUCGGCAUGCCACGAAAGACAAAAAUAUUUGCCUAACAGUACAGGCUAAAAGCCACAUAGGAGAGCAAUGCACCACAGGUGGCGAUCAUGUUACAGCAGUUGCCUACGUUCCGAAUGGUAUGACUAUCCCGGUGAAAAUCAUGGAUAAACAAAACGGUCGAUAUUUGUGUAGCUAUACUCCUUCGGUGGAAGGAGAGCAUAAGGUAAAUCAAGGUGUUGUUGAGUUGGUUCAUAUCUUUAUCAGGGGACUGCCGAUACAUGACAGUCCGUUCGUUGUUAACGUUAAAUGUGGGCGCGACUACUGUGGCAUCAAGGCGCAACCAAUUUUUUCGUUCGGCGGCGAAGGAACGGCCAACGGUCUGUUGUGUCGCCCAUGGGGCAUCACCUGCGACAGACUGGGUCGCAUCAUCAUCGCCGACCGCAGCAACAAUCGCGUUCAGAUUUUCGACAAGGACGGCAAGUUCCUGACCAAGUUCGGCUCGCUGGGCUGCCGCAGCGGUCAGUUUGACCGACCGGCCGGCGUCGCCGUCAAUUCUCACAACAAUAUCAUCGUAGUCGACAAAGACAAUCAUCGCAUUCAGGUACGUUUGAGUCAAAUGGCACUAGUAUCCGUUUUAUCUGGCCACGGCCAAUGCCCUGCGAUGACGAACAUUUGUGGUUUAUGCUAUGUGUUCACAGAGAACGGUGACUUUCUGUUCAAGUUUGGGGAGAAGGGUCGGGAACCCGGCCGCUUCAACUACCCAUGGGACGUCGCGGUGUCCAGCGAAGACGUCAUGGCCGUGUCGGACACGCGCAAUCAUCGAGUGCAGGUGUUCAACGCUUAUGGUGUAUUCCUGAAGAAGAUCGGAUUCGAAUCGUCGCUGUUCUAUAAGCAGUUUGAUUCGCCGCGCGGCGUGGCGUUCUCCAGCGAUGGUCGUCUGUUCUGCACCGACUUCAACAACCAUCGACUAGUGAUCGCUGAACUAAAGAGCGACAAGCUUAAGUUCUUCGGACGAGAAGGUGACGGCGACGGCUGCUUCAAGCGACCUCAGGGCAUCGAAAUUGACGCACAAGGCAACGUGGUUGUCGCCGACAGCCGCAACAACCGCAUCCAGGUAUUUUCGUCGCAGCUGAACUUCAUGUGCAGCUUUGGGGUGCAUAACAUAAAUGCCCACCCGCGCUCGGUCAUGGAUCGACCUUGCGACGUUUGUGUAACAGCCGACGGUCGCAUUUUCGUGGUCGAUUUCGGCAACAACAAAAUACAUGUGUUCUGA
Messenger RNA from Soboliphyme baturini, 1818 nucleotides. Lineage: Eukaryota; Metazoa; Nematoda; Enoplea; Dioctophymatida; Soboliphymatidae. The record is from the annotation of a GenBank genome assembly.